AUGGAUAAGUUAAAGAAAGUACUUAAAGGGGAAGAGGAAGACGAAGGAGACCAAAGUUUAUAUACACAGUUUUCAGAAGCAACAACACUAAGUUGGUCUACAAGACUGAAAGGAUUUGUCAUUUGUUUUGUUCUUGGGAUGGUUUUAUCGUUCAUAGGAGUUUUUGUUUUGUUUUUAGGUUCUACUGGUUUGGUUUUAUUUUCUAUCUUCUAUACAUUAGGCAACAUAGUGGCCAUGUUGAGUACAUGCUUUUUGAUGGGUCCUCUUCGCCAACUUAAGAAUAUGUUUAGUGAAAAAAGAAUUAUUGCAACAAUUGUUGUGAUUAUAACUUUUGUUCUUACGCUGUGUGCGGGACUUUGGUGGGGUAUUCCAGUCCUAGCAUUGGUAUUUUGUAUUCUGCAGUUCUUAGCCUUGACUUGGUAUGCAUUAUCAUACAUCCCAUUUGCUAGAGAUGCAGUCAAGAAGUGCUUUGGUUCCUGUAUGGCAUAAGAAAUGGACAGUGUGUAAAGAAAUAAAUCAUAUCAUAUCAUAUUAUAUAGUUGUACCACUUUAGUUCAAGUAUCUCUGUGAAUAUUCUUAUGGCAACAAAGAAUAACUGAGACUUUCUUAUCUUGUUAUUGAGAAAAUUCAGUGAGUUUAAGCAAAAUAAUUGCUUUUGAACUAUUUGACCAUGAAGUUUACUUUUGUGCAACUAAAACAGAAUUUUAAUUCAUCUCUUUUGGCAAUAUACAUGUUAUGUUGACAAAAAAUAACUUUACGAACACAGUUUUUGUCCCCUUCAAGCAAGGGUGAUACCUGGAUGGUUGGUGGAUGGUUUACAUGUAUAUGUAUUACUCAGAUUUGGUUGAAUGCUUGUUACAAAUACAAGUCUCAAUAUAUUACA
Messenger RNA from Saccoglossus kowalevskii, 883 nucleotides. RefSeq names its product vesicle transport protein SFT2B-like. Gene Ontology annotation, biological process: vesicle-mediated transport. NCBI's taxonomy places the organism in Eukaryota, Metazoa, Hemichordata, Enteropneusta, Harrimaniidae. The record is from RefSeq and is a predicted model, not a curated record. Gene Ontology annotation, cellular component: membrane.